UCAUGAUUCACCCAUCGAGACAGGCCUACGUGGAGGCGGAGGAGGUGAGCCGACUUCCCCCCCGUCGCACCCGAUAUAUCCAGGGCAAAAUAUCCCCCGAUGGCUCAUCGACUGCUCUCCAGGGGUUUUUUUCUUGUGCGACACAUGCGCUGACCCCAAACUCUUAGGACACGGACACGGGCAUUGAUCUGGCAAGUCUGCCCAUGGAUCGCGACUACGAACUCCCCUCCGGCACGGCGGGCAUCCCACCGGAGAGAGCCUCUGCCAUCCUGUCUCAGUUCGAACGAAAGCGAAAAGCCGCCGCGAUGGCGGUGCCCACUGAUGAUACCCGGGUGCGCACGCGGCUACGAGAGCUGGGUGAACCCAUCACACUCUUUGGCGAGGGCCCCGUGGACCGGAGAGACCGCUUGCGGGAGCUGUUGACGGAUCUUGCAGAGAGACAAGAAGCAGCAGCAGCGGAGGGGGAUGUGGACAUGCUCGGGGCCGCUGACGAGGAGGAUGAAGAAGACUUGGAGCAGCAGGAGGAAUUCUACACUGAGGGUACCGAAGAACUCUUGCAGGCCAGAAGAGACAUUGCGCGCUUUUCUCUACCGCGCGCAAAGGCGCGCGUUGCCCGACAGAAAGACGAAUCCACAAUACCCCUACGGACGCACAUCAAACAUCGCAAGGCGAUCAAGGAGAAGCUGCACAACUUCGAUCUCUAUGGGUCCCAAAUCGCGGGUGACCGCCCGGUCAGUAUUUGCCGCUUUUCUCCCGACGGACAAAUUGUCGCGAGUGGAAGCUGGGACGGUGGAAUGCGCUUGCUUACGGUACCAAACCUGGAGGAGAAACUCUCGGUCAAGGCGCAUUCAGAUCGAGUCGGUGGACUGGCAUGGUUUCCGGGGGCCACGCUGCCUACAUCGAACGUCUCGGAAUCAACGGUGAACUUGGUCACCGGAGGUGGGGAGGGAAAUCUUCGCCUGUGGUCCUUGGACAAGGAUCAACCGCUAGCCACACUGUCCGGCCACAGCGGUCGUGUAUGUCGGACGGAGUUCCAUCCGUCAGGGCGGUAUGUUGCCUCGGCGUCGUAUGAUACCACCUGGCGGCUAUGGGACGUCGAGACGACGGCCGAACUGCAACUGCAGGAGGGCCACUCCCGGGAGGUGUACGCGGUGUCGUUCAACAACGAUGGCUCGCUCCUGGCGAGCGGUGGGUUGGACAGUAUCGGACGCAUUUGGGAUCUCCGGACGGGCCGCACGGUCAUGAUCCUCGAGGGGCACAUCCGGGAGAUCUUUGGGCUGGACUGGGGCGUCGAUGGGUACCGGGUACUGUCCGGGUCUGGCGACGGAUGGGUUAAGUGCUGGGAUCUGCGUCAAGUGCGGAACAGCGGUGGGAUCGGAGCACACAAGAGUGUUGUGUCUGACCUGCGCUGGUACAAGGGCUCGGAGGAGGCAUCUCUGCUUCCCUCGGCAGAAGGGCCCGGCGGUCGGAUGGACGUUGACGGGCCCGCGAGCGAUGCGCCGGCUCCCGUGCAGCCCAGGAAGUCAGGCACCUUCUUCGUGAGCAGUGGAUUUGACAAGAACGUCAACAUCUUCAGCGCGGAUGACUGGUCGUUGGUGAAAUCCCUGAGCGGGCAUGCAGGCAAUGUCCUCAGCACCGAUGUCAGCGCGGAUGCGCAGUGGAUUGCAAGCUGUGGACAUGAUCGCACGGUGAAGCUGUGGGGGAUCGAGUGAGAUGUAAUAUUAUACUAGCAAU
Messenger RNA from Aspergillus heteromorphus CBS 117.55, 1734 nucleotides. RefSeq names its product putative pre-mRNA splicing factor. Gene Ontology annotation, cellular component: U4/U6 x U5 tri-snRNP complex. Lineage: Eukaryota; Fungi; Ascomycota; Eurotiomycetes; Eurotiales; Aspergillaceae. Gene Ontology annotation, biological process: mRNA splicing, via spliceosome. Bases 204 to 1712 code for a protein of 502 amino acids. Gene Ontology annotation, molecular function: protein binding; U6 snRNA binding; U4 snRNA binding. The record is from RefSeq and is a predicted model, not a curated record. The transcript has 2 exons.